AUGUAUGGGAAGCUUUCGCCAUAUAACAGUGCAGGUUAUAUAGCUCGUACGUUCCCAAUGCGUACACUCGAACGCCUGAUUGCGAGUCAAGUUUCGCUUCUUCUUAUUUGCGAUAUCGUUCGCGCAUCGUCUGACGUUGACUGGACCGAGGCUACGCCGCGCUUACUCCAUGCUGCGGUCCUUUCCUUAGACUCGCUCCGUCCAGCUCUUUGUCGACAUGCAAGACAAACUAUAAUCAAUGUAGCGCUGCUUCACGCAGAUCAAGCCACUUUGGCUCAUGUGUCUGGGAUGUUGCUGAAACAUCAGAUGUGUCGCUCCGUGUCGGAUGAGUCGGGGUUCAGAACUAUGGUGACUUCAUUUUGUGAUGCGGUACCUACCCGAGGUGUAUCGCCAACUUUCGCAAAAGUUGCUGCUGAGGAAUACAGAAAUAUGCUGCUCAACAGCAAUUCGCUAUUUUCAUCGCAGAGCGACCUCAUCAUGGCUCUUGUGUUCUGUCUUAGUGAGAACAUGGACAGCCCUCUAUGGCACAAUGAAGAUGCUACUCCACGUUGUUGGAAAGUUCCCAGCGCAACGCAUCUAACCUGCUUGGUUCGUCAUCUGGCUGAACUUUUCCUGCCUUCCAUUCCUUUACUGCCAGUGGUGUGGACUCAGAUUGCAAUGCGAAUGGCCUUAACUACAACACAGCGGCACGCUGCUGGUCGAUGUUUUCAGAUAGUUUCAUCGUUGUGUCAACCCCCUGGCGCUUGGAUUCCAUCACUAAUCAGUAGAUUAGUGGAGACGGCUGGUGAGACUCACGAAGAUACGCAGGCUUACGUGACGGACUUGCUGCUUUGUCUCCUCAGCAGCGCACCCCACCUGAAUCCGCUCCUUGAUACUCCGCUGCUCCCUUCAGCAUCUCCUACUCAUGCAAGGUCAACUUCAUACACACCUGCUCUACUUCGACAGUCAGUGCUCAGCCAGAAGCUUCACCAGGAAAGAAAGGAUGCUCGGCUAUCGCUACUGCUAUCUGAGGAGGAGUCUAGAUUGGGUACUGCAUUGAUGAGGAGCAAGAGUGCGGACCAACUUAAAAGCGAUGCUGAAGGAGAUGAGGAGGCAACAGCUCGAAUGCAGAUUUGCGCCAUAGCCGUAGCAUUACUCGAGAGUGGUGUGGACAACGAAUUUCUUCUUGCAAUCAAUCUUCUGGAAAAGAUUCUAGACACUUCUGCACCUCAUAAAUCACGAUGUCUGCAAAAGUUGGAGAAAACCAUAAACCAGCUGGAUUGGAAAGGAUUUGGUGGUAUCGUCGGUCUGCUGUCCAGAGGUGCUGUUGUUGCUUCGGCCUAUGAAACAUCGAUCCAGGCUCUUACAAGGAUUAUUGAUGUUCUGGAUGAACCAGUUGUCGGUGGUCGAGACUCUCUGGGGCUUGUCAUCUGCCACGUUUUGCCAUAUCUACUGUUCAACUUCGAUGCUCCAAAUUCGCUUUGCGUUCUAGUAUGCACUGUCCUGAUACAGUACUGCACGGACGAACUGAAGAGGCUAGAGCUCGAACAAGCAGAUCAUCCGCUGAACAAUUUGGCCACGAUGCUGCUGCAGUACACCACGAAAUCCUUUUCUAAGGAUCGCUACCAGUGGUCGAAGUGUGUAUUGCAAUAUCUAUGCGAAGCGAUUGAUGGAGCGAUAGUGCUUCAAAUGAUUGUGCUGCUAGCGGAGAUGCUGGAGAAAGGAACGUCUUCUAUGCAUGUCUACGUGUUGCACAUGUUGUACCUACUACUUCUCAGGCGAGAGGCCGUGAGCGCAUCUCUAGUCAUCAACGCACAGGUCACACGGAGUGUUGCGCGACAUGUACAGGGAGCAAAUUGGCGAGAAGCAGCCCGUAUAUAUAAGGUAAUCGUUGAACAAUGGCAAAAUACCGAGAGAGAUAAUAAUACGGGAGGCGAGUCAACUUCAGAAUUUGAACUUGAUCUUUCUCUCGUAUCUGCCGUCUGCGGCUCCAGACCCAGCCCGCAGUCACCACGAAAAAAUGUUUCCACUCUUGAUACAACUGGAACAAGCACUAUUGGAAGCGUUAAGAAAUCUGCUCCCCCACAUGUGCGGGUGCGUGAUCGGCUGGUUGGUCUGCUGUCCGCUUCAGGACUCCGAGUUGGGCUUCCUUCUGCAGUUUCUGUAGUGUUCUCUCAGAGCGAACUGGAUAGCACUGCCUCUUCUACUGAGAGAAUUUGUACCUCUUCUCAGGAAGUUGCCUCGACAACUUCUCUGCCUGAUCCCUCAGCAAGCAUCACUGAUUCGUUCCCGCGUGUGUUUAAAGAGUUCGAUUUUUUGGAGGCAGAGCACGACAGCGUUUCCGAAACGGCGGACAGUUGUUUCGGAUGGUUGUCCACGAUGCGUCCCAGGUCCAUUGGAGGCGACGAACCACAACACGAUGACGAUGCUGAUGUUGACGAAGACGAGGAUUCGGAAAGUGCUCAAGCGAAUUCGGAAGGAGGAGGAGCAUCCACGUCUCGUUUGUCGCGUACGUCGAUAUCUUCGGAUCGAACGCCCUGUCCCUCAGAAGUGGAUGAAGAGGAAGAUGAAGUUGAUGACGGAUUUGGUGAAGUCUCUUCUCAAGCAGGUGCAGAUCAAAAACAAAAUAGGUUGAGUCCGCCAUCGGCAUUAUCCAGAGAAGCACUAGAAAAAAGACCAACUGACCGUCUAAAUGGAGUUGAUGAAGAAUCAAUUGACGGAUCUUCUUUCUGCUGUCGCUCAAGAACCUCAUUAGGGGAAUUCUACUCACCAAAAGCUACUCCAAGCUCUCCUGUGUUCAUACAAUGUCCACAUCAUCUCGACGGAAAGGUCGAUUCAGCAUGGAUUUCGCUCGUUACUGAAUUACAGGAUGACUCCGAGGGCGACCUUACAGCAUAUUCCACUCUGCUUUUUACUCAACUUUUCAGAUCGUGCUGUGGACGCGUGGCCUCGUUACUUAGAGAUGCAAUGCACGUCUUUUCGUCGCGGCCGUUGGCGCGAAUAUUCGGCCACGCUCAGGAUGUGUUGAGUGGAAUGGCAGACUAUCCAUUUCUUUUUGUUACAGCGCAAUAUCUCCGUUGCUCUGGAAUCCUCUCACGUUUGAAACUUUCCUUAUUCGAGCUCCGGGAACACUGGGAGACCUUCAAUGAACGGAAGGAGCAGAGUAUUCGGGUGUUGAACUCGGUGAAGUCGGCCUACAAACUGAACACUCUUGUUGGUUCAGCAUCAUCGCUUACAACGAAUAGUGAAACAGAACUGGGCAAACUACUCAGUAAGCUACUUUUUCAACUAAUGCUGAUGAGCGACUCGCUCAACGAUAUGGUUCGCCUUGUCAAUGAAUCUCAUGGAGCUCAGGCCUACACACUGUCCCCCGCAGUGUUGGAUCACCAGCGCGAAUUGCUGGUUUGCGUUCCCGACCUGCCUGCAUGUGAUCCGCAUCCAUCGCAUCCGGAGCACUCGGGCGAUUCGCUUGUGCUUCUUAUGACCAACAAACGAUAUUCACAAGCACUCCUGGCUUUGAGGAGUCUCAGAGUGGCAUUCGGAGCAGAGUUCGGAUGCUGUGAGGCAUCCGACAUUGAUGUGCUUCUCCUGCUGUUCUGCCGAAGCCAUUCGUUGAAGGCUUGGGCUCUUGUUGGAGCUGCGCCUGAGGCACUACGGCAGCAAGGCCAAAAUUUGCGUGACGCAAACGCAGACGUAGCUUCCGCCGUGCGGCGCUUGGCCUCGGACACCACAACAUCACACAGAACAUCCACUGCAUCAUCGUUAACGGAAUCGUUCCAAAAGAUAUCUUACUUGCCCGACUGA
Necator americanus (New World hookworm) is the source of this 3783-nucleotide messenger RNA. RefSeq lists its product as uncharacterized. The coding region runs from base 1 to 3783 and encodes 1260 amino acids. The transcript has 29 exons. The record is from RefSeq and is a predicted model, not a curated record. NCBI's taxonomy places the organism in Eukaryota, Metazoa, Nematoda, Chromadorea, Rhabditida, Ancylostomatidae. Gene Ontology annotation, cellular component: cell cortex; site of polarized growth. Gene Ontology annotation, biological process: neuron projection development; cell morphogenesis.